Molecule: messenger RNA, 1592 nt
Organism: Alligator sinensis (Chinese alligator)
Lineage: Eukaryota; Metazoa; Chordata; Crocodylia; Alligatoridae
Gene: PMFBP1
Product: polyamine modulated factor 1 binding protein 1
Biological process (GO): spermatogenesis
Source: RefSeq, a predicted model, not a curated record
CUGUCUCUGCCUGCAGCUGCAGGCGCAGGAGGUGAUGCAGCAGGCCCUGCGCAAGGAGCGGAGGCAGCAGCAGUGCCGUGCCGAUGAGCUGCAGGAGCAGCUGCAGCAUGCCACAGAGCGGGCGAGUGCGUUGGAGCUGGCAGGUGCCGUGCUGCAACAGCAGCUGAACAGCAGCCAGCGGGCGCUACGGGACCAGGAGCAGCAGAGUCAGAGCCUGCAACACCACAGGAGCCAGCUGGAGACAGAGGCACAGGAGCUGCGGGAGCAGCUGCGGCAGUGCCAGGCCCAGCUCCAAGGGGCCCAGCAGCAGGCCAAACACCAUGAGGCUGCCCUAGGGCAGCUGCAGGAGGCGCUGCAGGCAGCAGAGGCCCGCGCAGGGCAGAGCCAGGUGGCUGCCAUGGAAACUGCGCGGGAGCUGCAGCAGGCACGUGCCAGCAGCCAGCAGGAACUGGCUGCCGCCCUGGGACAGGUAUGGAAGAGACCACUGCACCCCCACCAACCCAGGGCACGGGCCCAACAAACAGGUGCCAGCAGCACCCAUGUCCCGAGCAGGGGGGCCCCCAGGAGCAGUCUGCACCCACCCAUGCAUGCACACACCCUGCUGCGAAGGGCCCAUGCUCUGGGGCCAGUUACUCCACUGCUGCACGCCCUGGGGCCCCCUGGGCUGGGGCUGGGGCGGGCUGUGCUGGUGCCCAGGGCGGUGUCACUCUUGCAGGCUGACGUCCUGCGCUCCUCACUUGAAGCUGCCCGUGCCGACAGCCAGCGACUGCAGCGUGAGAGCGAGCUGGUGCUGGCAGAUGUGCGGCAGUGGGCCACGGAGCAGAAACGAGCCAACGAGAGGCUGGGGCAGAAGCUGCGGGAGCAGAGCAAGGAGCUGGUGCGGCUGACAGGGGAGCGGGAGCACCUGCAGGAGACCCUGGUCCAGCUGCAGCAGCAGAACAAGCACAUUGCAGCCACAGCACAGCAGCAGCGCAUCACCUGCGAGCGCCUCAGGGCGCUCCAGGACUGCAGCGUGGACGCAGGGGUGCUGCUGCACUCACCGUGGCUGCCGCUGCCCGGAGAAGACUGAGGUCCUGCCUGUGCACAGCAACCGCUUCCACCUCCCAGCACUGCUGACCAUGAGCCCCGGCAGGCAGCACAGCCUUGUCCCUGGCAGAAACCACGCGCAACAGCUCUGGGGGAGCAGGGGGCACAGGGCUGCAUGAGGCCAGCACCUGCAGGGACUGUGACUACCCCAGCAGGCAGGAGCACAGCCCCUGGUGUCAUUAAAGUGGUGCAGGCACAGUCUUCGCAGCCCCAGCGUUUCCUGCAACAGGGCAGGGAGCACAAGCGGGGUGGAGGGGGCACAUGCCAGCAGCCAUGGUGCUGCCUUUUCACCGCCACCUUGCAUGGAGGUGGUCGCAGGGCAGGCAGGGUUGUGCCAAGCUGACAGGCUGCAGUGGAAGGUCAAGCUAUGGUAGGCUGCCCACAGGGCCCCGCUCAGACAGCCCUGUGAAUGCACCGUGCCCCCUGCCACGCAAAGGGAGGCCCCUGUGCCCCGCGCUGCCCACAGCAGGGGCAGAUCCUUGUCCCCAAGCCUGUGGUCCACUGGC